Molecule: messenger RNA, 2082 nt
Organism: Penicillium roqueforti
Lineage: Eukaryota; Fungi; Ascomycota; Eurotiomycetes; Eurotiales; Aspergillaceae
Product: mitochondrial distribution and morphology protein
Exons: 3
Coding region: 1-2082 (693 amino acids)
Biological process (GO): mitochondrion inheritance
Cellular component (GO): mitochondrial inner membrane
Source: RefSeq, a predicted model, not a curated record
AUGUCUGCCAAUCUGGGACGCCGGCUCUAUGCCCAUAUCUGGGAUACAGCAAAUCCAUUUCUUGGUCGCAUACGAAUAAAUCGCGUAUCGGCCUCCGAUGCUUACGCCUCAAGAUCAUUCCUCGAUUCGUCCCUUUCAAGCCACUCACGACGCAUCUCGACGCUCCCAACAAAACCCACGCGGUUCAAAAGAUUCGCUUCCGGUGGCUUCUUGGUCCUCGGCGUCUCACCUACCUCAACUGCUGCGGACAAUACCGCAGCAUGCAUCAUCUCCUCUCCGAAAAUCGCCGCCCAGCAUGUCUGGAAGCGAACUUUACACACCUCGAAUGACCGUCGACGCGGGAAAGCAGCUUCGCAAGACACUCAUGAACGCAACGAAAAUGACCAUUCCCAAAAACCCGGCCAAUCCGGCAAAGAUACAUCCACCGCACAUUCACAAGUCAGCCCACCCAAAGAUACUCAACAACCAACAACGACUAAUCGCCACUUAAUGGAUCGCUUACCACAUAUGCCUCAGCUACAUCGGCCAACCAAGGAGGAGCUUUUAGCUGCAGCAACUGGGUUCUGGUCACGCCUCAAAGUACGAUUCAAAUGGUUUUCUAUAAGAAGUGUUCGUCCUUACAAUAUGGAUGAGAUAACUGCCUUAUUCUCGUGGGUUUUGCUGGGUCACAUCGUCUGGGUUGUCGUGGGGACUACCACUUUCUUCUCGCUCCUGAUCCUUGCGAUCAACACAGUCUUUGCUCAAGAAACAUUGGCGGGGUGGGUGGGUAACUAUCUUACCAAGUCUUCUGGAGUCAAAGUUGUCUUUGAAUCUGCAAUCGUGCCCAAGUGGAAAAAUGGCGUCAUCACCUUCAAGAAUGUCUUUGUGUCGAAGCGACCAGGCCAAGGCACAGGCCAUGUCAGUAAGGGAUCUCCGAAGUCUGCGGCGGCUGCAGCCGCAGCUCGAGGUGAUACUGGAUUAGAAGAUUUUCAGGUAGUAUCUGAUGAAGAGGAAGAUACCAACUACACACAAUUUGAUCUGUCGAUUGAGACGGUCAACGUGACAUUAUCAUUUACCAAAUGGCUCAAUGGAAAGGGCCCACUUCAUGAUGUUGAGGUGAAAGGUAUACGAGGUGUUGUUGACCGCCGCCACGUUUACUGGCCGGAGGAGGACUUGGAUCCUAAAUCCUACCGACAUGAGCACCUUCCUGGUGACUUUGAGAUUGACUCUUUCAAGAUGCAUGAUCUGCUUGUCACCAUUUACCAACCGGACAACUUCCGGCCCUUCUCCGUGAGCAUCUUCUCGUGCGACCUCCCUCAAUUGCGGAAGCAAUGGCUCUUCUACGAUUUCCUCUCUGCCAACAUGAUGUCUGGGUCCUAUGACAACUCCUUGUUCACAAUCCACGCUCGUCAAACCCAUGGGUUCACGGGCCUCCGGCAGGAUAGCGAAGAAGAAGAAGAAGACGGCAAGCCAAGCCCGUGGAAGAAACAUAAUCGGAUUCGAGUUGAUGGACUCAAUGUCGACCACCUCAAUCGCGGUGUUCAGGGUCCCUUCUCUUGGAUUCACGAAGGGACAGUAGAUAUUGUGGCCGAUAUCAUGUUACCUGCAGAAAAUGAUGAGAGCUUGGCCAAGGUGAUGGUUGAUUUCUAUGAUCGGCUAGAAACCACAGUCACCACCAAUCGUUAUCCGGAACCUCUAUCUUCGUCUUCCAGUACAAAUUCCGAGACUGAAGAUCGACGUUUCAUCGCCAUGGAUAUGCGCGUGCACCUCAACAACGUUCGAGCUGUCGUACCCAUCUUCACCCGUGACCUGUCUUACAUCAACAAUGCACUGAUUCGUCCUAUUGUUGCCUAUAUCAACUCCAAACGCACUUUUAUUCCCAUCAAUUGCCGCUUAGUCAAGCGCGUUGGAGAUUUUGAUGGCAGCUGGACCGUCUUUGACAGUGGCCUGAUGGAUGACCUGUCAGCUGCAACCUACGACGCAUUUGCGCGAGAUGUCGUGGAUGAUCAAGCCCGGAAAAGGCGGUUCAAGAAAGUCGGGUUCUGGUCCCUUCAGCUGGCCGCCCAGGCUAUUUUCAUGGGCAUGGCUGGCAACAUCGCCUAA